Cimex lectularius (bed bug) is the source of this 2052-nucleotide messenger RNA. Its product is annotated as PTS-dependent dihydroxyacetone kinase 1, dihydroxyacetone-binding subunit DhaK-like. Bases 232 to 1980 code for a protein of 582 amino acids. Gene Ontology annotation, biological process: glycerol catabolic process. The transcript has a single exon. NCBI's taxonomy places the organism in Eukaryota, Metazoa, Arthropoda, Insecta, Hemiptera, Cimicidae. Gene Ontology annotation, molecular function: glycerone kinase activity. Gene Ontology annotation, cellular component: cytosol. The record is from RefSeq and is a predicted model, not a curated record.
AAAACCAUAUGUUUCUACAUUUCUUUGCUAUUCUUAGUUUCCUAAGGUUUCAAAGUCGAUAAAAUUCUAAAAAUCAAACGAUUAUAAUUAUGCUGAAAGUUUAACCAAGGGAGAUAAAUCGUGAGGCCUAAAUUGCGUCGAUUGUGGUGUUGAGUGUAAGAAGCUGUUUGACCAGGGAUAAAUUAGUUUUGGACACGUAUAAAUCGUGAAUCUAACUAUUGUAAGAUCAACAUGUCUAAAAGUCUAGUCAACUCGUUGGAGACUGCGGUGAUGGAUUAUUUGCGGGGCCUAAAAGCCGUCUACCCGGGGCUUUUCAUCGAUAUCGAGACACAAUUCGUGAUGCUGAACCGAGAGAGGAACAACCGAGUCGCGUUGCUGAGCGGGUCGGGUGCCGGCCAUGAGCCUUACGGUGCCGGUUUUGUCGGGGAAAAUAUGUUGACCGGAUACGUCGCCGGGAACGUAUUCACAGCCCCUCCGACAGGAUACAUCGUCACGGCUCUCUCCAACCUGGCCAAACUCAACAAAGGCGGCAUCCUGGUGAUCAUACUUAAUUACACCGGCGACAUGCUGAAUUUCGGGCUGGCCAUAGAAAACGCGAGAAAUAAAGGGAUUCAGGUCGAGUCCGUUUUGGUAGCGGACGACAGCGGACACAUGGACACUGACAUCAAAACAGGUUUCGUCGGGCGUAGAGGGUUGUGCGGUGGGGUGUUGAUGAUCAAAAUCCUCGGUGCCAUGUCCACCGCCGGCCGACUGCUGAAGGAGCUGGUCGUCGAAGGGAGGUGCAUCAGCUGUCGCAUGUGCUCAUUCGGUCUGGCAAUCAAGCCUUGCUACCUGCCAUGUUCCGCGGAACCUCUCUGGACCAUCGACGACGACCAGAUCGAAAUCGGCGUCGGCGUCCACGGUGAGGCCGGACUCGCACUCAUCAACUUUUGCACGACCGCGGAAUUGGUGAGGAUUCUAGUGGCGCAGAUGCUGAAGAUCUUCGUCGGCCGCCCGGGCGAUAGCAUUGUCGCUUUGAUCAACGACCUCGGGACCUGUAUCGACCUGGAGCUGUUCACUUUUUCCGCCGAGCUCAAAAGGCAGUUGACCGCUCUUCAGAUUAACAUCGUACGACUUUACACCGGGAAAUUUCUUUCCUCUCUAGACACUAAAGGCGUCCAGGUUUGCAUGCUCAACGUGACGGGUCGAGAUGACUGGAUAAAAUUCUUAGAUCUCGAGACGGAAGCGUUCGCUUGGCCGGUCACCCGUCUAAGCCGGUUGAACGAGAGGUUCCCCAUGAGGCUGACCCAGCUCGAGAUCGACAGGAACUUUCCUCAACUCGAAGGGCUCGAGCUCAAUCAACGAGAAGGCAACAUAUUCAAGAGUACAAUCCUAGCCGUGGCGAGAGCUCUGAGGAACGAAGAGCAGAAGUUGAACCUGCUAGACAAAAGAGGAGGAGACGGGGAUUGCGGGACGGCUCUCAGGCAGUUAGCGGAAGGGUUCGAAAAGGCGAUCAACACCCUACCGGUAACGAAAGUGGCAAUGACCUUCCUCACUUUAUCGAAGAUCGCUGAGACGUACAUGAGCGGGACGUCCGGAGCCCUCUAUUCGCUCAUGUUCCUAGGAGCGGCCAAGAACGCGAGCAGUUGGUCCGCAUUGUGGACUGGCGCCCUGGAGAUGGUGAGAAAGUACUCGAUCGCCGAACUCGGCUACAGGACCAUGCUCGACGCGCUCAUCCCGGCCUGUCUCGCCUUCGAGGCGAGCACGAAAGAGUUCGGCGAAAAGAACUGGGACAAAUCGCUCAAGUUCGCCCUGGACAAGGCGAUCGAAGGUUGCGGGAAGACGGCUACGAUGAAGGCGAGGGUGGGCAGAGCGUGCUACGUCGAUCCCUCGCGCAUCCAAGACGUCGACCCCGGCGCGUACGGCGUCGUCGUGUGGCUCACCGCGAUAUUCAAGAACCUGGUCAAACAGGAAGGCGAGGACACCCAAUGCCCGAUCUAGUGUCCUAUGGGCCUCAUCUCACUCACGUCAAACACUCAUGGAAGAUUUUUGAAAUAAAAUUCUUUCAAGCAA